Messenger RNA from Octopus bimaculoides (California two-spot octopus), 1581 nucleotides. RefSeq names its product dynein axonemal assembly factor 19. Lineage: Eukaryota; Metazoa; Mollusca; Cephalopoda; Octopoda; Octopodidae. Gene Ontology annotation, biological process: inner dynein arm assembly; determination of left/right symmetry; epithelial cilium movement involved in extracellular fluid movement. Gene Ontology annotation, cellular component: outer dynein arm. The record is from RefSeq and is a predicted model, not a curated record.
GCCCAGACGAUUCCGGUUGUUGUUUUACACAUACCUUGUUGCUAAGGUUACUGUCCCGCGCUGUAAUGUUUAUGGAGUUCGUACGCUAUAUAUGUUUCCUUAACGCAUUCGCUCUGUUUAAUAUACGAUAAAGAUGACUUCUUAUGAUGCUGACAACCUUGACUUUAAAUCCUUGGAUAAGGAACUUAAAACUGCUGUGGAACUAGACGAAAAAUAUUGGAGAGAAAAUGAUGCCAAAUUUCGAGCUGUGAGACAGAAAGUUGCAAGUUAUGAAGAAUUUAGGGAUAUCGUAGAGGCUUCCCAUUUGAAACCACUCGGAAAGGAAGACAAAAUCCAAGAGAAAUUCAAGCAACCAUGGAAUACAAUUGCUACAUCUUGUAAUUCUCAACAAGCAGCAACAACUUGUGAGAAAACAGAGACCCAGGUUCCCAUUAAAAUACCAAAGACUUCUCAUGAAUUUGUGAGAGAAUGGUGCCGCCAUAAAAAUUCCAAGCAAUCCCAAUAUGAGAUGCUAAUGCUGAUAACAACUGAACAACUGGCUGUUCAAUUCAAAACUGAAAUACCCAAUGGACUUUUAGGAGAAAUAUUAUGUGUUCUUGAAGAAUAUUAUUCUAAAGAGAACUACUUGGCAAUUAUUGAAAUUCUAGACAUUCUCAGUCAGUCUUCAAGAUUUUCCUUAUGUCUACAAUUUAUGAAUGCAAAUGAACUCAAAGAAUGUCAUAAUUUGUUUAAGAAACUAUCCUCUGAUAUUUCCCAAAAAGAUGAUAUUGAGUCAAAAGAAAGAUUUCAGGUGUUGAAAAAGAAAUAUUCUAUUGAUGAAUAAAUUGACCCCACCCUCCACCCGUCAAAAGCACAGUUCCCAGUGCAGAAACCAUUAAAUGGUGGAAUUAUGCAUUAUCCUAUUGUCUUUUGUCUAUCCUGAGGAAUACAUCAGGUUUUCACUUCAAUCAUUUAGAUAGCAAAGAAUAUUACUUUACAUGGUACACUCACAUGUGCAAGAUCCAUAUGGUAUAGGUCUUCACCAGAUAUCAAGUAUAUGCAUAACAUACACAAUAAUAUUCCACUACUGAAGCACCUUCGCUUUAUUGUCAGAUCAUUUGGUAAUGUAGUGGAACUUCCAACAUUCUUACUAUUACUACCAUAUUUGAUGGCAUGAAAGAUAACAGGGGUAUAUCAGAUACACCCUAAUUUCAGCAGCGCAUAUUCAGAAAAAAGAGCAUCAGAGACCAAACUAGCUUAUGGGAGGCCCACCUUCGGAUAUAGGACACAUGAUAACUUUUUGCAACAUGUUUUUGGAAGGACACAUGUGUCUUUUAUGUUAUAAAAUAUGGUAUCAGCUAAAUGAAGUCAGAUAAGUAAUUUUACUUAUCUUCUCAUCGCUUCAAAUUUGCUAAUCUUUCAUCAGUUAUAAAGCUAGACAGAGUUAGUCGUUGAACGUUAAGCAUCUUUUCAGGCAUUUUUUUCAGCAGAAGAAAUAGGUUUCUUUGAACAGGCCAUAAAAUAAGCUAUUUUCCCAUUGGGCUGCAGUCAUUGCAAAUGAUGGUGAUUACAUUCUUGAUUAAAACUAUUCUGAUAAACAUA